GCUUAAUUGACAAGCACAAGAAAGACUAAUCAAAGAAACUGCAGAUGUAUAUAUUUGUAUAAAUAAACAUAAAUGCAUAAUUGCAGGAAAAAGAAUGUUACUGCAAAUGUCAAUGUAAUGCCCAGUUAGGAACUCGCUUGUGAUACAACCAAGGCAGUCACUUGUCAUGUCGUCUUAAUUUGGUCAUUCUCUUUUAGGGUUUAGAAAAAGAAAUGAUCUCUUUUGAUUAUUAUUAUUUAUCCCUUUUCAUCCCCCUUUUAUUUUAUUAUUUAUACAAUGUCAAUUUCACCUUCAAAACAAGCUGCCAUUACUGCAUAUCGACAUCUUUUAAAAACACAACGUCAAGUGUUUACAGAUGAUGUGAAAGCUAUACAAGCUGCAAGAAAAGAAACGCAUUUAAGGUUUAUGCAAUACAAGAACGAGACAAAUGUUGAUGUUUUGGAUGAAAAACUGAAAUUAGCAGAUCAAGUGUGUGCUUUGCUAAGAGAGAAGGGUGUAAAAGCAAUAAGAGAAGAAGGAAGUUCAAAACUGUUUAUCAAAGGCAAAAAAGACAAUAUCAAAUUUGGAGAUGUACCAAGACAUGUAAAAUAACAUUUCUCAAUGCAUUUCUUGUUCCUGAACAAGUGUCACACAAACAAUGUGCAUAAACUAUAAAAUAAAAAAGUAAAUUGACCUCAUACAGGGUUCUACUUGAUCUAAGAAAGGCCUUUACUG
Molecule: messenger RNA, 714 nt
Organism: Gilbertella persicaria
Lineage: Eukaryota; Fungi; Mucoromycota; Mucoromycetes; Mucorales; Choanephoraceae
Exons: 5
Coding region: 277-591 (104 amino acids)
Biological process (GO): mitochondrial respiratory chain complex III assembly
Source: RefSeq, a predicted model, not a curated record